Molecule: messenger RNA, 1335 nt
Organism: Cutaneotrichosporon oleaginosum
Lineage: Eukaryota; Fungi; Basidiomycota; Tremellomycetes; Trichosporonales; Trichosporonaceae
Source: RefSeq, a predicted model, not a curated record
AUGAAGCUUUCAGCCCUCACCUUUAUCCUGCCGCUUUUAGCGUUCGGCGCAGCGGCCCCGGCCCCGGCCCGCCCCGAGCCCGUUUUCGGCGACGACGCUCCGGCCGAGCUCAACGACGCCUUCCACAUUGAGGACAACGUCCUUAUCGGUCCCGGCGGCUGGUUCGGCUCAGACGGUUUCCAUGCCGGCAAGUACGGCGGCAAGUACGGCGGCAAGUCUGGCGGCAAAUCUGGCGGGACCAGAAGGUCCGGCUUCGGUGGCUUCGGUGGCUUCGGUGGCGGUGGGGGGGGCGGUGGGGCCGGUGGGGGCAAGGGCUUCGGCGGGGGGAAAGGCUUCGGUGGGGGCAAGGGCUUCGGCGGGGGCAAGGGCUUCGGUGGGGGCAAGGGCUUCGGCGGGGGCAAGGGCUUCGGUGGGGGCAAGUCCCGCGGCGGGAAGAAACGCAGCCUCGAGGAGCGCACCGUCUGCGUCUCCUGCAAGGGUCAAGGUUGGGCCAUCCUCGGCAAGGACUGGCGGGUCGACCACGGCAGCCUCGUUGGCCCCCACGGUUGCUGGGGUCUUAACGGCUGGGGCCAGUGCCGUGGCGGCUGCUCGACCGGCCAGUGCGGUGGCCAGGGCGGCGGCCAAGGCGGCGGCGGCAAUGGCGGUCAAGGCGGCGGCGGCAAUGGCGGUCAAGGCGGCGGCGGCAAUGGCGGUGGCAGCGGCGGCAACUCCGGUAAUGGCGGAAACGCUGGCAACGGCGGAAACGCUGGUAACGGCGGAAACGCGGGCGACGGCGGAAACGCGGGCAACGGCGGAAACGCGGGCAACGGCGGAAACGCGGGCAACGGCGGCAAUGGUGGCAACGGCGGUAACGGCGGCAACGGCGGCAAUGGUGGAAACGGAGGCAACUCGGGCUCAGGCGGCGGCGGCCAAGGCGGCGGGAACGGUUCCCCGGGAGGCGGCGGAUCAGGCGGGUCGGGUGGCGGCGGUGGAGGCGGCGGGAACGGCAGUGGCGGCAACAACGGAGGCAACGGAGGCAACGGAGGCAACGGAGGCAACAACGGAGGCAACAACGGAGGCAACAACGGAGGCAACAACGGGGGCAACAACGGAGGCAGCGGUGGCAGCGGCGGCAACAACGGAGGCAGCGGCGGAGGAGGAGGCGGUGGUGGUGGUGGUGGUGGUGGCGGUGGCGGGGGAGGGGGCGGCUCCUGCGUCGGCCCCAAUUGCCCCGGCGGAAGUGGCAGUGGUGGGCACCACGGUGGAGGUCACGGUUGGGGUCACCACGGUGGUCACCACGGCGGCCACCACGGUGGAGGCCACGGCUGCAAGACAGGCAAGUGCCACGACAAGUGA